Messenger RNA from Hylaeus anthracinus, 850 nucleotides. RefSeq names its product U6 snRNA-associated Sm-like protein LSm1 (gene LSm1). Gene Ontology annotation, molecular function: RNA cap binding. Gene Ontology annotation, cellular component: Lsm1-7-Pat1 complex; P-body. The transcript is spliced from 4 exons. The record is from RefSeq and is a predicted model, not a curated record. Bases 434 to 838 code for a protein of 134 amino acids. Gene Ontology annotation, biological process: deadenylation-dependent decapping of nuclear-transcribed mRNA. Lineage: Eukaryota; Metazoa; Arthropoda; Insecta; Hymenoptera; Colletidae.
GGCGUGCAGAAUGUGUCCAGUGUUGUUCAGUAUUACUAUCCAAUAUCCAUACAUUGUUUGUGUAUUUCUGAAAUUCACUUACUUUUGAUUUAUUUGUGUAUGUAUUUUAUCUUCCAUGAAAGAUUAAUAAUAUUGCGAUAUUGUUAAGAAAUAAACGAUACAAAAAAUAGAAUUAAGUUGCAAUACAUCCAUUAUUCACUUUACAAUUCUUAAAGUUAAUACCAGAUUUUACCUAACCAAAAAAACUUCAGGAACAAUUUGUCGGUCCAUGUGAAUUUCGUAUAUAGAAAAUGUGGAAAUGAUAAAAUUUAUAAAUUUACAACUUUAAUUUUAUAUAUCAAACCUGUAACCUGAGCCGGUUAAAUUAGUGUAUACAAUUUUUAUUUCUUUUAAUCUGGAAGUUACUUCGAUAAGAAGUGAAAGAAAUAGCAAAAUGAACAUUUUGCCAGGGACAGCGUCUCUUCUUGAAGAACUUGAUAAGAAAUUUAUGGUUUUACUAAGAGAUGGUAGAACAUUAAUUGGAUAUCUUAGAAGUGUUGAUCAGUUUGCUAAUAUAGUACUUCAUCGUACAAUUGAAAGAAUUCAUGUUGGCAAGGAGUAUGGAGACAUCCCAAGAGGAAUUUUUAUUGUGAGAGGAGAAAAUGUAGUGCUUCUAGGAGAAAUAGACAGAGAAAAAGAAAGAGGUUUACCAUUAACUGAAGUGUCUGUAGAUGAUAUUUUAGAUGCUCAAAGACGUGAACAAGAAUUAAAACAGGAUCGGAGGCGAUUGGUAAAUAAAGCUUUAAAGGAACGACAUCUAUCGCACAUUCCAGAUAUGGGUAAUGAUGAUGUGUUUUGACUUACAUCUACA